CGGUGGGUUGGAACUGCUAACAUUCCCUGGCGGCCGUGUUAUCCACGAAGUGACGCUGUGUAUCAGCCUAAUGGCCGACAAGAUAUACAAAAUGUACAUUAGUACACCAUUCCGAGGCACAAAUUCAAUUCCUCCUUAUGAUUAUGUGUAUGUGUCCGUGUUCUUAGAGCAAAUAUGGUUCAAGCUAUGGACACGGCGCUCAGGACUAGCAUUCCAUAGCGCAAAGCACACCGUUCGAUAGCGCAUGCGAAGAAUACAGUCGGGUUUUUCCUCAGAAUGUUCACUGUGGUACACAAUGGGCACAGUAAUUACGCCCCUGUGCGCUAGGUAAGGGUGUUACAGCAACACCAGAACGCUAGCUUUUUGUAAGGUCUAUAAUUGAUAGCAAUAAACGAAAAUGGUGUUCCAACGCUAAACUUUUGCGCGGUCUAUUGGUGACAAUAAACGAAAAAUAACAUGAGAACACUGGCGGAUCCAGAAAGGCGGUAUUGGACUCUGCGCGAGGACAUAACUACCCUUCAAAAAAUGUCUCUAAAUUUUAAAAAAGUCAUCGUAUUUCGAUUUCCUACCUACUCUCUACUGUGCAAUUUAAAGCUAACUGUUCGCCAUAAAAGUCGUUAAGCUUUCGUUUUAUUGUCGAAAAAACGCAUUUUUCCGAUUUCGGGUGCCACUUUGAGAAGGGGAGCAGUUGCCUCAAAUGCCCCUGGAUUUGCCAUGGUGCAUGAGAACUGUCAAGGUAUGACCUAUGACAUACAAUGAACAAACGCACGUCUUGUCUCCAUGUGUACUAGCAAUGAGUUACUGCCACUUAAGCAUGUGAGAAAAAUCCUCGUAGGUGACCGAUGAUGCCCGGAAUAUAUCAUCAACAUAACUUUAUUUGAUGCAUUUGUCAGCUAAAUUAGCAAGUCAUCUACCCAUAAGGCGUAACCAUAGACUACUCUAUAUCAGUAAUACAGUAGGCUAUGGCGCAACGGAAUGAAACGUGUAGUAACAACCAUAACUAAACAAAUUGAAUUUUGUCUGGUGAGUUAAAAUUACACCCUCGAUGCGGAGUGUACUUCAACAUAUACACAAAUGCAACUACAAUGACCGCGGCCAUCCGACCUCGGAGCGCUCAGACCGCGUCGGCGUCCGUCGCUGCCGACUAUAUCCGACGCUCCAGUCGGUGGCUGGGAUAGACAGGACGACCGGCCCGGCACAGACGGGUCUGUGGGGUGACUGGAGCCACCCGCCCGGUCCGCGGCGGCGGGCGGACGUGCGCCCCGGAGCCGCAGACGGCGCCCGCUCCCGUAUGGAGGAGGACGGGGCCGAGCCGGGCCCGGCCACGGCGCGUCGCCGCCGACUCGGCAUGGAGCGCUGCCUGCUGUGCCUGACACUGGUGCUGCUCAGCUCCAGUCUGGGACUGGUGCUGGCGGUGACACAGGUGGUUGGUGAUGUGGAGCGGUCGCCGGCCGUGAACGCCUCCUCUGAGGGCGCGGGGAACGCCACCGCACUGGGGACGGAGGAGCGGAACACAGCCGGCACUGUCGGCACCGGGACCGGCUCAGCACGGCUGACACGCAGUGUAAACGCGACGGGUUUGUGCGUCACACCGGAGUGUGUGUGGCUGGCUGCUCAGCUGGUUCGGUACGCCGACCCGUCGGCCGACCCCUGCCAGGACCUCCACCAGGCCGCCUGUGGCCGCUGGAUCCGAGAGUCCCGGAUCCUCGGACUCUCCAGCCAUGAGUCCGGGUACAGCAUCAGCGCCGACUACGUGGAGAGCAAGGUGGAGCGGCAGCUGCGGGAUUUGCUAGAAGGAAGAAAAAGUUCUUCAGAUGGUAUUGCCUGGGCGCAAUACUUCUAUCAGCACUGUGUCUACGAGAUACGCGGCACUCAAAGCGACCUGGAUGAAUCUGCCGACUUCAUCCUACAGGAGGUGCUGGGCGGCCUGGCGGUGCGGCGAGCCCCCGACCUGACGACGGCCCUGCUGCGGCUACAGCGUCUGACCGCCAGUGCGCUGGUGGAUAUCGGUCUGAUGGAAGGGUCGGGUGACAGACGAAGACCGGCGCUCGUGGUCGACCUGCCCUCCCAGGACUGGGGAGGAUUGGCGGCACUCCGGCGGACGCGGGGUCGCUUCAGCCGCACCGGGGACCUCAGAGACGGCCGAGGGACGCGUGGCCGGCAAACCCAGGCGAGACGGAGGGCCAGGUCGGCAGGCGUCAGAACGAACAAACGGCGGGCGAAUUCACGCCGUAUCACUCCGGUUACUCUGCUGGUGCCGCCGGAGCACGGCGACUACGACUACGGCGACUACGGCGACCACGACUACGGCGACUACGGCCGGCUGGACGGCAUCGGCUGGAGUUGGGACGAAGCCGGAGACGGUGGACCGUUCUAUGGACAGGAGGGAGAGGGAUCGGAUGAGCCUCUCCGUACAGCCAGUCAGCUCUAUGAGGAGUCGAAGAAUGCAAGUUUGACGGAGAUGUUGGAGGGAAUGUCGUCCUACUUCUGGGAAAAUAUCGUAGCCAACGGCCAUUUUCCGGAACAUUUGGCAACUGACGAGAUUGAUCACAUGCUUCAAUUUAUGGAAGACCUUUACAAGAUUCUGCCGACUGCGCAGGAAAGAGUGGUCUCUGAGGCGCGGCUCCACCUAGAGCCGGCGCUUACCGUGGAGCUACUGCAACUCCAGUAUCCUUACCUGGACUGGGAGCGGUACCUGUCAGGUGUGAUGCGGCGGCCGGUGCGGGGAUCUGACCCUGUACACGUGCGGUACCCGCGGUACAUGCAGCGACUGGGGGACCUUCUGGACCGGUACCAUCCUAGCGUGGUUCACAACGCCGUCCUGCUGCGCUUCAGGACCGUGUUCCUGGCGGAGAUGGUGGACUCCCUGGUCAGUGCUGACACCAGCCUGUCGGCCGGCCAGCAGCUCUGUGUCUCCCUCACAAAGGAGGCAUUCCCUGUGGCCGUGGCCGCCCUGUACGUCAGAAAUGUCGGCAAACAGAGAGUCGAUCUGCUCAGAGAAAAGGUGAGCUCAAUUCUGGAGGAGAUUCGUUCCGAGCUGCUGCGCUCUAUCGAGCUGAAGAUGGCAGCGAGUAACGCCACACACACUGCGUCUGACCGGCUUCUAGGCCUGGCCCGGGACAAGAUCGCCGCCACUCGCACCUACCUGCUGGCGCCGGAGAGCCUGUGGAACGACACGUUCGUGAACGUGAACACGCCGCCCGUCUCCAGGCUCUGGAAAACGUCACCUCAGUCUCCAAGGGUGUUGGUGCGGCCUGGAUCCAAGAUGCUGCUGGACCUCUUCAAAGGCCUGAGAAGGGCUCAAGUAAAAACGUUGAAGUUGACGCUUCGAGAGAUGGCAUCUACAGACCCUUUGAGGUGGCCGACGGAGGUGGAGCCUCACACGGCCAACGCCUUCCACCUCCCUGCCAGAAACGCCGUCGGAGUGCCACUGGCGCUGCUGACGGAGCCGUUCUUUCACGGAGACGUUCCCGAGUACGUCCAGUUUGCCGUGCUGGGCGUGGUGAUGGCGCACGAGCUACUGCACGGCAUCGACAGCACAGGUCUCAGUUUUGACGAGACGGGUGCUACGCGCCACCUACCCGGGGCACUUCAGCAAAGAGUGGACGACAAAUUCCAGUGCAUACGGACAGAGUAUGUGUCACCGCUGGUCAAAACGGCCAGCAGUGUCCACCAAACUGUGGAUGUCCAGCUGGACGGUGACCUCACCCUGGGCGAGAACUCAGCCGACUUCAGCAGUCUCUCCCUGGCACUAUCAGCCUACCUUCGACGGCGAGCGCGACUCGGACCCGAGCCAGCCCUACCCGGUGUCAACCUGACCACACAGCAGGCCUUCUUCAUGAGCUUCGCACAGGUGUACUGCGCUGACAUUGACGUCGAUUCGUACGCGGCUCUGGUGGCAGCCAGCACCCACCCUCCGAACCCAGAGCGCGUGAACCGAAUGGCGCGACACACAGCUGAGUUCGCAGCCGCGUUCAGCUGCCGCCCAGGGACACCCAUGAACCCGGAGACGCGCUGUGCUCCCCUAUGGUGAGAGUGGGGACGUGUGAGAACUAGUGGUGAGAACUGAAGUGAGACAUGGUGCGAUGCGGUAGCAACUUGCGGGCGAUGUACUUACACUGUAUAGUAUACAUAUAACUACACUUUGCAACAUGCAUGCAUGUUUUUGCGAGUAUAUAGUUGUGAGAGGUGAGCUUUGAUAUGCAAAUCUGGUGAGUUCUAGUGUGAUUAGGCUUUGGGCUUUACAUAAACUAAGCUGUGGGCUAGCGCUAGAUAUUCUUUGGUAAUAAGCCUUGAAAUAUGAGCCGUUAUCACACUGUGGACGAUGAAUAUUGUUUGCGUUGUACUUUUAUGACUCGGUUAUGUUUUGGAGUGUUGAAUAUGAAGAUCAUGAUAAUCGAGCUGCGUAUGAUUAUUUUCUUUAAUAAUGCUAUCUAUGACGUCUAGCGUCUAUGACAUCUAUGACGUCUAUCUAUCUAUGACGUCCACCUAUAUGACGUACUACGUAGACGUCUUGCGAGUCCGUCUCGCGUUUUCACUCGAUCCGUCAAUCCUCAGUAUUGUGCGUCAGCUUAUGUUGUGUACUUCCUGUGCCAUGGCACGCAUGACAAAACGAAGAUAUCUGGCAAGGACCCAGCUGUUUCAGUGACGUGAAAUAAUUCAUAUAAGUACCACAAAUUCCCAAUUUAUGGUCUAAGAAAAAUGUGUUUCAACCCGACCGCGCAAAAAUCAUGGAUGUCCAACGGUAAUAGGAUUGCGUUUCCAAUACGAUUGCGUUUCCAUAUUCGUUCCGGCUGCUGAAGACGCAUUAGUGUCCUCAAAAGAAGUGGAAACGUGGCCUGUCGGGCUAGAUGGAGAGCGGGUCGGAUGACAG
Messenger RNA from Amphibalanus amphitrite, 4873 nucleotides. RefSeq lists its product as uncharacterized. The record is from RefSeq and is a predicted model, not a curated record. Lineage: Eukaryota; Metazoa; Arthropoda; Thecostraca; Balanomorpha; Balanidae. Gene Ontology annotation, molecular function: metalloendopeptidase activity. Gene Ontology annotation, cellular component: plasma membrane. The transcript has 16 exons. Gene Ontology annotation, biological process: protein processing. The coding region runs from base 1046 to 4033 and encodes 995 amino acids.